AUGUCCAUUGAUCCACCUCUUGUACCACCACCACCACCACCACAACAACAACAACAACAACAACAACAACCAUCUGAUCCAAAUGCACCAGCACAAACAUCUAAUCAAAGUCAACAAGCACAACAACAUGAAACAACAAUUAAUCCAAAUAAUCUGGAAAGAUUAAUAAAUUUAAUGGUUGUUUCUAUUCAAAAACAAGAUGAAAUGAACCAAAAGUUGUUCAAUUUGAUGAAUCGACUUGUACCAGUUGUCGAACGAAUAGAACAACAUUUAGGACGUGAUGCAACAUUAAAUAAUGAAACAAAAUUACAACGAAAUAGGUUAGAAUAUAAUCAAGUUGUUAUUUUUGUUAAAUCGGUACAACAUUGUUCUGCUUUAUGUAAAUUAUUAACUGAACAACAUUUUCCUGUUACUGAAAUACAUAGUGAAAUGCCACGCGAAGAACGUUUCAAACGUUAUAGCAAAUAUUUAUUAAGUUUGGCACGUUAUAAAGAAAUUAAAGAACUUCAAAAGCCUAUUCUUGUUGCAACAGAUUUAUUUAGAGUCGGUAUGGAUAUUGAAGGUAUUGACAUUGUAUUUAAUUAUGAUAUGCCUGAAGAUACUGAUACCUAUCUUCAUCGAAUUGCUUGUGCUGGUGGACUUGAUGCAAAAGGUUUAGUAAUAAUAUUUGUUGCAGAUAUAGAUGAUGAAGCAAUUCUUAAUGAAGUUCAAAAACGUUUUGAAAUACAAAUUACUAAAAUGCCCGAUGAAAUCGAUGCUUCUACAUACAUCAAAAAUCGUUAA
Rotaria sp. Silwood1 is the source of this 783-nucleotide messenger RNA. The record is from the annotation of a GenBank genome assembly. Lineage: Eukaryota; Metazoa; Rotifera; Eurotatoria; Philodinida; Philodinidae.